This is a messenger RNA of Prosopis cineraria, 5208 nucleotides long. RefSeq lists its product as uncharacterized. Gene Ontology annotation, molecular function: mRNA binding. The transcript has 11 exons. Gene Ontology annotation, cellular component: nucleus. The record is from RefSeq and is a predicted model, not a curated record. The coding region runs from base 186 to 2858 and encodes 890 amino acids. NCBI's taxonomy places the organism in Eukaryota, Viridiplantae, Streptophyta, Magnoliopsida, Fabales, Fabaceae.
GUGUGUAUAUAAACACGGGGAUGGGGCAAUAUUGCACGGUAACGGAGAUCAUUAGCCGCUGCAGAUUCCAUCGUCAUAUUUCCCGACAGAAAAUAUUGGGAUUCCGAAGCCUCAACACCUGAAAUCAGCGAAUCACCGCCUCCAUACUGGGCAUAAUUUCCCUGCUUCUAUAGCGACGAUUCAUCAUGCGAACUAGAAGCUCUGAUGCUUCCAAAACUGCGGCGGCUAAGAAGACACCCCCGACGAGGAAAUCCACACCUAAAAGUCCGGCGAACUCACAAUCUCCCCAGGUCAAGCGCACCUCUGCGAUCAGAACCAGGCAGGCAAAGAAGAACGAGGCCUCGCCCUUACAAAACACAAACUUUUAUGGGGAACCGGGGCAAUCAUCUGGGGAGGCAAAAGCAGCGGGUGAUGCUUCUCAGGUGACACCAGAUGCAAAUGUUGUUACAGCUGCAAAGUCAACGCCGAAGAGGACGCUGAAGAGGGCAGUGGGAAGACCUAGGAAUUCAACUAAAGCAGUUACUACCCAGGAAAAGGAAGAACAAGUGGAGGCAAUAGCUGGUGAAACACCAAAAGUGGACAAUAUAGAAGUAGCCCAGAAAUCGGUGGAGCCUCUAUAUGUUGAGGAAGUCAAAGCAGAUGAAAUUGAAAGUAAAAAAGCGGGGGAACAAGGUGUUGAGUGUGUUAGACAAUCCGCAGGGAAUGAACAAUAUCCUAAGGAAGGGGAUGAUGCUAGUGCUUGUGGAUUAGCAGAAAAGGAAAGAGACAUAGUUGUAGCAUCUGCCUCCCAAGGUGACCCUAUUUUGUUGAAUCAAGAAGAACCUACCAUAGUGGAGCUCUCUGAAUCUCUGGAGAAUGGAGAGCCUGCUGGAGCAAAAGAAGGAGAACAAACAAAUGAGGAGGACGGGGAAAAGGUAUCAAAAGCAUCAAUAGAAAAACAGACAACUAGUAUUGGACAGAAAGAGAAAUGUGAUGCUGACUCUGUCACCAUGGAAAUGAAAGACAAAGGAGAGCAAAUGAAGGAAGAGGAUGGAGAAAAAGAAUCAGAAAAAUCAAUGGAAAAGAAGGGAGAAAAAGCAUCGGAGAAAUCAAUGCAAGAGGAGACAAAUACUGUUGUACAUAAUCAGGAAUCUAAAACUGAUUCUGUUGAGAAAGAAAUGACAAACCGAUUUCUGCAAGAUGAUGUUAAACCUGAAAAGGAGAAUCUAAUUGGUGAUCAAGGCACCCAAGGUUGUGAUGAAAGGAUGGAUUGUGAAGAACAAGGGGAGGAGGAGCCUGUUGAGGCUGAUCCAGAGGAGCCUCUUGAAGAAACCGAGACAUUCGAUGAGGAAUGCAGGGAAUUGUCUGCUAUGGUGAAGGAGCACAAGAUUAAGAAAGAGAAUGAAAUAUUUGUUGGUGGGCUUGAUCGUGAUGCUACAGAGGAAGAUCUUAAAAAGGUUUUUGAGAAGAUUGGGGAGGUAGCUGAAGUCAGGCUGCAUAAAAAUUCUUCAACAAACAAAAAUAAGGGCUAUGCUUUCUUAAAAUUUUCUUGUAAGGAACAUGCAAAGAAAGCUUUGUCAGAAAUGAAAAACCCUGUUAUAUGUGGUAAGCGAUGUGGCACUGCGCCGAGUGAGGAUAAUGACACAUUAUUCUUAGGAAAUAUAUGCAAUACAUGGACAAAAGAAGCUAUCAAACAGAAGUUGAAGGAUUAUGGUGUUGAGGGUGUUGAAACCAUUACACUUGUCCCAGAUGUUCACCAUGAAGGAGUAAGCCGGGGCUUUGCAUUCCUUGAGUUCUCUUGUCAUCAUGAUGCCAUGCUUGCUUACAAGAGGCUUCAAAAGCCUGAUGUAAUCUUUGGUCAUGCUGAGCGAACGGCCAAAGUAGCCUUUGCUGAACCUGUACGAGAGCUGGAUCCUGAGAUUAUGGCACAAGUGAAGUCUGUUUUUGUUGAUGGUCUCCCUCCUCACUGGGAUGAAGGCUGCAUUAGGGAGCACUUUAAAGGUUAUGGUGAAAUUGUACGAAUUGUACUUGCCCGGAAUAUGACUAUGGCUAAGAGGAAAGAUUUUGGAUUUGUUGAUUUCUCUACCCAUGAAGCUGCUGUAGCUUGUGUUGAUGGUGUAAAUAGUUCAGAGUUUGUUGAUGGAACACAAAAGACAAAAGUGAGAGCUAGACUUUCAAAUCCUUUGCCUAAAACACAGGCUGUCAAGGGAGGCAUGUGUGGCGGGUUCCGAAUUGGUCAUGCUCGGAGUGGAGCCUUUCCAAGAUCUGAAAGGGGUUUUGCUCGUGGAGGACAUGCUGCCAACUGGGGAAAUUUUAAUAGGGAUCGCAAUUUUUAUCAUGGUGGACAUGGUCAAAUUGGAAGGAUGGGUUUCAGGAAUGACCAUAAUCUUGAUAAUGCUUAUCCAGAUUUUCAUCAGAGGCAAUUUGCAGGGGAAAGGAUGAUUCCUUUGAGAGGAGGACAUUAUGCAGUUGCUGGUCCAUCUAGGCCUUAUCUUGACAGAACUUGGUAUGGAAACCCUGAGGGUGGUCCAGGUGAACCAAUUCCCCCAAGGAUGCCAUUCUCUCCUGAAGUACAGUUUGACAGGCCUUUUAUGGGAAGGCAUAUUGAUGAUUCAUAUUUUUAUGAAGACAGUGUGCAUGGGGUGAAGCGGCCAUUUUAUAUGACCGACCCAGAUCCUAAUUACAUGGGGCCUGUUGGAUUUCGUCCUCGACUGAAUUAUACAAACCCUGCCUUAUUUCAUAGCAGUCGUUACCAUGAUUCUAUGGCAGCUGGCGGGGGACAGUACUCACAUGAUUAUUAUGGUUCUGAUCAUGGUGGAAAUCCAUAUUCAUCUUUUUAUGGGGGUGACAACUCAUAUGGGCGAAGAUACUACUGCUAGAUGCAAGAAUCUUUUGGUGUGCUGGAAAAUGCGAGAGGGGCUUCUCCAAUGAUGAGCUCGUGGUUUGCUGUCUGAAUAUAAUUAUGAAGUUCAAUAUUUCUUUUCUUUCUUCACCCUGCUCUUGUUCCAUUAAACCUUUUUAAUUUCCAAGUUUUUGUGUCUAUUAGAUCAUAGAGCCUAGGUUAUUUAAUGUAUGCUGUAUAGAUUAGGCUGUUUAUCUGGAUCCUAGAGUAAGAUAUCAAUAAGCUUUUGUAUUGAGAACGAGCUAGACCAUCUCUUGUUUAGGCAUGACGAGAAAAGGGACCGCAUUUGGGGAUGCUUUUUUUUUUUUUUUUUAAAUGUACUCUAUCCAUGCAGCUGAUCUAGUUUAUGAUUGAUGAUCAAAAAGUGUCUAGGUCAACUGGAAGCCUAGAUUUUUCAGGUGGAGAAUUUAUCUUUUGAUGAAUUGAUGGGCAGGCUUGAUAUAUGAAUACGCAUAGUGAGGCUUUUGAGGUUUUCAGGAAGGUUAUGGGGAGUUAAAUUCAGUUACAAAUCACCUGCGUGGUUAGGAGCAGAUUGGAAUAGAAUCUUAUUUAUCCAAGGAAUUAGCUGGGAGAAUGUGGUCUAAAUACAGUGAAAGGUUUCAUAUCAUCAUAAUGAUCAUGGAUCUUUUAAGGAGCAAACAGUCCUGAAAUUGCUCAUUGUUAAUUUGGGUAUCCUUGAGGAGUUUCUUGUUUUGAUGCAGUGUUAUGUGGUUCUAAUUGAGGAUAAAAUAUCUUCCAUUUACAUGAGAAGUAUCUAAUGUUGUGGGCCUUUUAGAGUGAAGUAUGAUAUCAUUUUAAGUUUUUCCGGAACUUUUUUAAGCUUGGUCUGUAAAACGAUAUUGUGAACUUAUUGGCAAAUCGAACUUGUGAGGAUGUUUUUUUUGUAUCUUGCACCUUACGUUAGUAGGUUACUUUUGUCUUUUUUCAUUAUCUUAGAAAUAGGGACAAAAUCUCAUCCUCAUCUUUAGAUGAUCCUGAGCUGGUGCAGCUGCUGCUUAGGCUUGUAAUUGAUCGUAUAUGAGUUUGGAUGUAAUAUGCACCAUUACAUGUUUCUUGGGGAUAUUUAAUGACUGGUCCUAUAAUGCUUUGAGGUUUCCUCUGCGCCGGAAAAGAAACUUUGAAUAAAAUGUUUUGCUAAUUAUCUUCUAGCCAUUUAUUGAAUGUUGAGGACAUGAAGCUUUUCAUUUGUUGAGAGUUGCCCAAAUAUUUACAUGGACUACUAUGCCACCAUACUGUAUGUUAAAGGGAUCUCUGCUGACCAUACUGUAUAUUUACAUGGACUACUAUGCACAUGGUACUCAUCAUCUUUGCUUGCUUUGGACAUACAAAGAGUGAAAAGAUGACUUGAUCCUUUGACAAAACAUGUGACAAGGUAGGUGUAAAAGGGCCAUCUCUUUUUUCCCUCUAAUUUAUUGGGGUAAUAUACUGUGAUAUGUAGGCGCUCUCUCCAUUAUGUUUCCUCCAUUGCUUUCUAUGUUCAGCAGGGUGGCUGGUUUAAAAUAUAUGGCCUAGCAAUUGACAUAUUUUAUUGAGAUUAUGACAAUAUUGUUUUUUUCCCUUUCCUUCUUGACUCGAUGUUUAAUCAUGCGCUCAGUAUUUUAGGCUGUCUUAAUGUCACAACUCUACUGACCAAGAGCCAUGAUAAAAUUGUGAUUUGAAAUUGAUGAUUACUGCACUUGUGAUCUUUUGCUAUAUGUCAUUUUGUGGAUUACUAUGGUUUUCAAGUACCCCAGAUUCUGUGGCAAACCGGCAUCGUCCCUAAAACAACCAGCCUCCAGCGGUGCUAUCAUUUCAGUUUGAGUUGGAGUCCUGUGAUUUAUGAAGGGGGUGCCUCUAGACAGGUAGAAUGAAUAUGAAGAAUCCAUAAAAUUGCAAGUUUUAUUUUAUUCAAGUCUUUGACUUUAGAUGACUAUAGUUGUAUGUGGCAGCCUAACACCAAUUCUGUUUGUUUCUGUUGAGUAUUGACGUAUGGAGACAGGCAGCAUGGCAUCCGGCACCCUGGCCUUUUUAUAUAGUGAUGUGUAUAUAACAGAAACGCAGGAACGCAUCAAACUAUAACAGACGAAGAGCAUAUCAUAUUCGCACAUCUACACUAAUUUCUUGAAUGCCUUUGACUUAUAAGCCUUCCUGUUAAGUUUGUAUUGUCAUUCUUUGAAUAAACUUCGUCCACUGAUUCCUUGAUCAGCAUCGAUAGGGGUAACUUCACUCGUACCUGAACGGUAUCGUUGGUUGGAACCGUGUUCUGUGUAAUGUGUAAAGCAGAGAAUGGGAUUAUAAUUUGGUCGCUUCUUGUAGAAUUUGAAUGUUUUGUCAGCGUUUGCCAACAA